GCCGGUUCAGGGAUAACGGGUUCUUCGUCUCCUGCCAUGAGGACACUCAUUCAUCCAUGCAAUCCGAUAUGUCUAUGAUGCACCCUGACCGAGGAACCGAUGACCAGUACCCGUACACGCACCCACCGAAUGGACAACGACAAUCUCCGAGUGGAUACCGUGAUAGUGGCAUAGUUUCACCGGAUUCCCACGAUUUCAGUGACCCGCUGGCAGGGACACUGAACGAACCAAUCUCCUUCAAGCGCAAACAGAAACACCGGUCUACGUUCAGUUUGUCCAAGAUAUUUACCGGUAGCGAUCCUUCCGCCUCUCAGAACCAACAUCUACCAGGCGAUACCUCGUCGUCAAGACCUGGAUCAGUUGGUGCCAGCGAGAACUUAAAUACACAGAAAGAUGGGGGUCUACUCGAUUGGUACAUCGAGGGACCAGGGCGACGAGUAGGCUACGACGAUCUAACGGCUAUUGAUUGGAUUUUCGAAUACUCCAAAGAACGGCAACGGAAGAGGGUGCUUUAUUCCAGCGGACAAGGCAUCACAGGAUAUAUUCACAAGCUCAUCAAUGCGGGAAAUGUCUGGAUCGUAUUGAUCGCCACAGGUAUUUCGGUUGGCAUCAUUGCAGCUUGCAUUGAUAUCACAAGCAAUUGGUUGGGAGAUCUUAAAACCGGCUACUGCAAGAGCGGUUCCGGAGGAGGACGGUUUUACCUAAACCGGAGUUUCUGUUGUUGGGGGCACGAAGACCUUUCGAAAUGUAUAGAUUGGACACCAUGGCGAAGUGCACUUGGGGUUACCUCCAAGGGCGGCGGCUUUACAGUCGAAUAUAUUUUCUAUAUUCUUUAUUCUGUGCUAUUUGCUGUUUGUGCUAGCAUAUUGGUCAGGUCUUACGCAAUCUAUGCCAGGCAUAGUGGAAUCCCCGAGAUUAAGACGGUUCUUGGUGGCUUUGUUAUAAAGCAUUUUAUGGGAGCUUGGACUCUUGCCAUCAAGUCAAUAGGUCUUUGCUUAUCUGUGGCCUCUGGAAUGUGGCUUGGUAAAGAAGGCCCACUCGUUCAUGUUGCAUGCUGCUGUGCCAAUGUGUUAAUGAAACCUUUCGAAAGCCUAAACAACAAUGAAGCGAGGAAACGCGAAGUUUUAUCGGCGGCUGCAGCUGCAGGUGUUUCCGUUGCCUUUGGAGCGCCUAUUGGAGGCGUUUUGUUUAGUCUAGAGCAAUUGUCAUAUUAUUUCCCGGAUAAGACGAUGUGGCAAAGCUUUGUAUGUGCUAUGAUUGCUGCAGUUACCUUACAGGCGAUCAAUCCCUUCCGAACAGGAAACAUCGUUCUUUACCAGGUCACCUAUACACGCGGAUGGCAUCGCUUUGAAAUGAUACCGUUCAUUAUACUUGGCAUAGUAGGUGGGAUAUAUGGCGCAUUUCUAAUUCGGCUGAAUUUGAAAGUUGCAAAAUGGCGACGAACUCGAGGCUGGUCUUACCCCAUCCUUGAAGUGCUUGCCAUAGCUUUUCUUACCUCCUUGAUCAACUUUCCCAAUUUGUUCAUGAGAGCCCAAAACUCCGAGCUCGUCCAUUAUCUUUUUGCUGAAUGUGGCAGUGGGAAUGAUGACUUGUUUGGCCUCUGUAAGCCUGGGGCGGUAUCGAUCAGCACGAUAGCUCUUCUGCUUGCAGCUGCCCUUCUUGGAUUCUUUCUUGCGUCGCUGACCUUUGGUCUCGAUAUACCUGCUGGUAUAAUUCUUCCGUCAGUCGCCAUCGGUGCUCUCUAUGGACGUGCCAUGGGUACGGCAUUCAAAAUGUGGCAAGAGGCGUACCCAGGAGCCUUUCUUUUUGGACGAUGCGAUCCUGAUAUCCCUUGCGUGACACCUGGAAUAUAUGCAAUUAUCGGUGCAGCCUCGGCUCUUGGUGGCGCCACAAGAAUGACCGUCUCAAUUGUGGUUAUCAUGUUCGAGCUAACAGGCGCUCUUACUUACGUUAUUCCGAUCAUGAUUGCGGUCAUGCUGUCUAAGUGGUGUGGUGAUAUUUUCGGGAAACGUGGGAUUUAUGAGUCUUGGAUCCAUCUGAACGAGUACCCCUUUAUAGACCACCGUGACGAUACCGCUCCCCCGGAUGUGCCUGCGAGCAGAGUGAUGACUGUGGUUGAUGACAUUACUUCCAUCAUCGCUGUUGGUCAUACCAUUGACUCUCUUCGUCAACUUCUCGAUACCACUUCCUAUCGCGGAUUCCCCGUCGUCACUGAUACAUCCAAUCCGAUUCUUCUGGGCUACAUCUCUCGCAGUGAACUUUCAUACGCUUUGAAACAUUCCUCGACACCAGCAGACCGUGAGCUGUCUGGUUCGACGCAGGUGCUAUUUGCUCACCAGCCAUUCGCAGAUCCGAUGGAAACCCUUGACCUACGGCCUUGGAUGGACCAGACACCUAUAGCUCUCAACAGCGGUACUACAUUCUUGAUUAUACUACAGAUGUUCCAGAGACUUGGUCUCCGUUACAUUCUGUUUGCCAAUAAGGGCAUACUUCAGGGGUUGCUCACUAAGAAAGAUGUCUGGUCCGUCAUUAACGGGUCAGGUUUCCGUCAGGGUGAAACCUUGAAGGAACACAACUUCCACCAGCCAAGCACAGCGGAGGAGGUCGGCUUACUCGAAGGCGACGAUAUAACUAGCCUUGCUAGCUCUAUGGAUAGAAGGCAGUCGCUUUGAUGCAAGCCAAGCUGACGAUUUUCAUUAUAUUCCUAUCUGGGAUGGGGUUUUGAGAUACUGGCGCAAAUUUCUUUUAUGUUUUGGUUCUUAUACUCAGUACAUAGACUUAUCUUUGGGAUACGGUUGGAUGAAUUGGUUAGUGUGAAUGAACUGACACUCGUCAUGUCUAGUAUGCUGAGUUGCUGCUGAGGAUUUUGGCUCUUUCUGUUGCUUCGAUUAGCCGUAUGGCUUCUAUUUUGUUGAUUGACAAUGUGUAUAUAUGUUCGUC
Aspergillus steynii IBT 23096 is the source of this 2940-nucleotide messenger RNA. RefSeq names its product chloride channel protein. Gene Ontology annotation, molecular function: voltage-gated chloride channel activity. The record is from RefSeq and is a predicted model, not a curated record. The coding region runs from base 57 to 2672 and encodes 871 amino acids. Gene Ontology annotation, cellular component: membrane; early endosome; Golgi apparatus. The transcript has 7 exons. NCBI's taxonomy places the organism in Eukaryota, Fungi, Ascomycota, Eurotiomycetes, Eurotiales, Aspergillaceae. Gene Ontology annotation, biological process: transmembrane transport; chloride transport.